CCUCACCUGUUGUUCAGUUCCAGCACAUGAGCGGCACGUAAUGCCUUUUACAAGAGUACGUUUGUUCAACUUAAAUAUGCUCUGAAGUAGCGUUUGGGCUUUAGAAGAAUUGUUCAAAACAUGCUGAAGUUCUUCAGUACAGCGUUGUUCCGAGAAACUGGAUGCAUGGUUUGUGGUCAAAAUGGGCAUGCAGAAACAGCUUGCAGAAACUUUGGGUCGGAGGAACCAAAGAUUUUGUCACAAAAAGUAUUGCGACAGGUGAAAUAAUAGCAGUCUUUUCGGGUCCUUUCUCUCCUAAACAAAAUGACAUUAGAACACCAACCACCCAAGAUUACUUCCAAUCUCGCGGAUAAUGUUGGCUUGACGCCCAUGGUCAAAGUUAUGGGCGGCCAUUCCAACAAUGUGGAAGUGCUUGCCAAGCUGGAAUACACCAACUUUACCGGGAGUAUCAAAGAACGAACUGCAAAGUUCAUCAUUGAAGACCUGAAAGCCAAAAACAAAUUGAGCCCAAAGACUACCAUUAUCAUUCCAACUUCUGGAAAUCUCGCCAUAUCCGUCGCAGGAAUGGUUGCAAAGGAUCGCAACAAAGUCAUCGCUGUCGUGCCUGAACGUACUUCGACUGACAAGAUUCACUUGCUGAAGGCUAUGGGAGUGGAAAUCAUUCGAGCUCCAACCGAAGCCAGGCGCGAGGCUGCUGAAAACAUGUAUUCUACUGCUUACAAGUUGUCUGAGCAACUUCAAAACUCCAUUGUUAUUGAUGAGACCAACAUACCAAGCGCAGUGUAUGAUGACUUGGCAGAAGAGAUCCUUCAGCAAAGCGUUCUCCAACUUGAUUAUGUCUUCGUUGGCGUAGAGACUGGUUCUACUAUUUCUAGACUAGCCAAGGCAUUGAAGGCGGAAAAGCCUGAAAUCAAGGUCUACGGUGUUGAACCCGUGGAUUCUGUCUUUGCUAGAAAUGAAGGCAACCAACAUUAUAAGAGAAGGGAAUGGAAGAUAGAAGAUCUCGGCAGCAACUUUGUACCUAAAAAUUUCGAUGGAAGUUUGAUCGACGGAUGGAUCCAAGUUUCUGACAAAGAUGCAUAUUCAACCGCAAGACGCCUUCUACGUGAAGAAGGCAUUACAUGUGGACCUUCCUCCGGAGCCGUUGUUUGGGCGACUUUGAAUCAUGCAAGCAACGUGCAGCAACAUACAACUCACACCUUUCGCUCUGUAGCUAUUUUGAAUGACACAAUGCGCAACUACAUGUCCACUCUAUUGUCAGAUGAAUGGCUACUGGAGAACGACCUUGUGGAUGAGAUGACAACUAAGCAGCUGGAAUAUCUCUCCAGCGAACGUUACCGCGCAGCCAGCGUUGAAGAUCUGCAGUUGCCUGCAGCCGUCACCAUCUCGCCAUCUGCAACAGUAUCCCAUGCUUUGAAUUUGAUGAUGGAGCGCGAAUAUUCACAGCUCCCAGUCAUUCAUUCAAGCAACAAGAAACUGGUUGGCUACAUCUCUGAGUCUACUUUAGAAGCCCACUUGUCGGAUGGAUCCGCUCAGCCUGAAGAUCCGGUCAGCAAGUGGAUGUUUAACUUCCUCAAGCGCAACAAAGGCGAGAAGUCGACUGCCAAAUAUGAAAUGAUCACCCCAGAUACAAGCUUGGCAGAUCUCGCCAAAUUUUUCGAAAAGAACUCCUUUGCCGUUGUUACGGAUGCUGACCGCAAAUGGUGCUUGGGAGUAGCAACCAAAUAUGAUCUGAUUAGCUUCUUGAACAGAAGAAAUGUGUUUUAAGAUGUAAUUGUAUAUAAGUAGGUCAUAGAGGGCUAUUAUAGAUCUCUAGUAGUAUGACACAUUUUCCUUGUGCCAA
Molecule: messenger RNA, 1843 nt
Organism: Umbelopsis ramanniana AG
Lineage: Eukaryota; Fungi; Mucoromycota; Umbelopsidomycetes; Umbelopsidales; Umbelopsidaceae
Exons: 7
Coding region: 304-1767 (487 amino acids)
Cellular component (GO): cytoplasm
Molecular function (GO): cysteine synthase activity; cystathionine beta-synthase activity
Source: RefSeq, a predicted model, not a curated record